AUGGCACGAGAAAUCAAGUGUUAUUCACCAGAUUGGUAUGGGUGGAUAGGUACCAAUCCGAUUCCUAAUUAUGGUCCAAUAGUGAACAAUAUAAAUCGUCUUUUUAAUAUUAUAAAUCAGACAUUUCACACACAGUAUACUCCGAACUGGCUCGGUUGGAUCGGUACAAAUCCAAUUCCUUCAUAUGGUCCAGUUGUCAACAAUAUUAACACAUUAUUUCAUCUAAUCAAUCAGCAUUUUCACAUUCCAAAUCAACUUGAAACACCUGAUUGGACAGGAUGGAUCGGUACCAAUCCAAUUCCUUCUUAUCGUCCGAUUGUGAACAAUAUCAAUAGACUUUUCGUUCUUGUCUCGCGCUUUGGUUAG
Messenger RNA from Adineta steineri, 366 nucleotides. NCBI's taxonomy places the organism in Eukaryota, Metazoa, Rotifera, Eurotatoria, Adinetida, Adinetidae. The record is from the annotation of a GenBank genome assembly.